AUGGUCGAUCAACAUCUAGUUAAGGACCGUGUAUUUUCAUUUUGGUUGAACCAACAAUCUAAGGAUGGUGAAGGUGGUGAAAUCAUUUUUGGUGGCGUUGAUCCGAACCAAUAUAAGGGUACACAUACUUACGUUCCAGUGACGCAAAAGGGUUAUUGGCAGUUCGAAAUGGGUGAUGUACUUAUUGAUGGGAGACCUACUGGCUUUUGUAAGGGCGGAUGUUCGGCAAUUGUAGAUUCGGGAACUUCAUUGAUAGCAGGUCCAAUGAAUGCCAUCACAGAGAUAAAUCUUGCAAUCGGGGCUAUGGGAUUCAUUAGUGAUCAUUGUCAUAGAGAUAUUCGGAAAGUGGGAAACCUAAUCUUUGAUAUGUUUUUCAUAAUGUUUAAAGAACCUGGGAAUUUUUGCUCCCGUAUUACACUUUGUGUUCCUGGUGAUAAAGCUGUUGACGGUAAUGACAUUUGGAGUUCGUUCGAUAUGAGUGAUGGUUUAUCUGGACCUCCACAACUCCCAAUAUGUAAAGCCUGUGAGAGUGUAGUAGACUUCGUGUAUAAACAGAUCCAAAACAACAUGACACGAGGUGAAGUCAUUAAAUUUUUCAGCCAACUAUGUGCUAUGGCGGGUUUAGCAGGAGAGUCAACCGUAGACUGUGCAAGACUUCCUCUUAUGCCUACUAUUUCAUUUACGAUUGGGGGCAAAGAAUUCGAACUUUCUCCCAAUGAGUACAUAACUAAGAUUGGCGAGGGUGCUAGUGCUCAGUGCGUAAGUACCUUCAUUCCUAUGGAUAAUCCACCUGAGGGUGCCCCGCUUUGGAUACUGGGUGAUGCAUUUAUGCGUCGUUACCACACUAUAUUUGAUCAUGGUAAUCUCAGAAUUGGAUUUGCAGAAUCGGCAUAA
Messenger RNA from Lactuca saligna, 894 nucleotides. The record is from the annotation of a GenBank genome assembly. NCBI's taxonomy places the organism in Eukaryota, Viridiplantae, Streptophyta, Magnoliopsida, Asterales, Asteraceae.